Messenger RNA from Dichotomopilus funicola, 600 nucleotides. RefSeq names its product phosphatidylethanolamine-binding protein 4. The transcript has 4 exons. Gene Ontology annotation, biological process: regulation of Ras protein signal transduction; regulation of proteolysis. Lineage: Eukaryota; Fungi; Ascomycota; Sordariomycetes; Sordariales; Chaetomiaceae. The coding region runs from base 1 to 600 and encodes 199 amino acids. Gene Ontology annotation, molecular function: peptidase inhibitor activity; phospholipid binding. The record is from RefSeq and is a predicted model, not a curated record.
AUGCGUAGCCUCUCGUUCCCAUUCUCAUUCGCGCUGUUGGUGGCUGGAAUUGCCUUAGCCCAAACCCCAGCUGGGUUCGUCCCGGAGGUCGCAGACAAACUCGAGAUUGUGUUUGGAACAAAAACCGUGGAAACACCGGGCGCAAGCCUUGAGAAGACAGACACGGCGAACCAACCCACGAUUGGGACCAGCGAUGCGCCCCUGACGGGUCCGUCGUAUCUGUGGAUGAUGAUAGAUAUCGACGUACCAACCAACUUCCAAAACCCCUCCACCGGAGGCCGCCAAACCAACCUACACUCCCUCCUCACCGGCUUCACCCCCUCUACCACAAACCCCGAGGAAGGAGGUAUCUACACCCUCACUCCUCCCUCCUCUUCUUCAGACGGAUCUGCCGUCGUCCCCUACGUCGGCCCCGCUCCUCCGGCCGAGAACCCGCCGUACCCACAUCGGUAUGUGAGCUUGCUGUAUGAGACCGAGGACGGGUUUAUGGUACAGCGCGAGCAGGUGGGACAGACGUUGGGGUUUGAUCUGUCGUUGUUUGUGGAGAAGGUUGGGUUGGGGACGCCUGUGAGGGCGGGGUAUUUUAAUGUGACUGGGUGA